Vicia faba (fava bean) is the source of this 768-nucleotide messenger RNA. NCBI's taxonomy places the organism in Eukaryota, Viridiplantae, Streptophyta, Magnoliopsida, Fabales, Fabaceae. The record is from the annotation of a GenBank genome assembly.
AUGAACAGCGUCUCAAACACCGCCGCCGCCGCCUCGCCGCCGGACACGAAAUCCGCCACUAUAUCCGAGAGCGACGGAGUUGGUGGACCCACAAUCAAAAUCAAUGUUUCUUACGGUACAUCUCUUCACCAGAUCCAUCUCCCAGCCCAAUCAACUUUCGGAGAUUUAAAAAAAUUGCUUGUUGAUAAAACUGGUUUGGAGUCUGAACAACAACGAAUUUUCUUCAGAGGAAUAGAAAAGGAUGAUGGGGAGAAAUUGCUCUUGGAAGGUGUGAAGGAUAAGUCAAAGCUUUUGCUUUUGGAGCGCGCUGCAAGCAAAGAGAAGAAGCUUGAGGAAACCCGAAAACAAAAUGAGAUGUCUAAAGCAAUUGAAGCUAUUACUGGGGUCAGAAUUGAGGUGGACAAGCUCUCUGAUAGGGUAGACGCCUUGGAAGUGGCUAUCAAUGCAGGGAACAAGGCUUCUGAGAAAGAAUUUCUCUUGUUGACAGAGUUGCUUAUGAAACAAUUACUGAAACUGGAUGGUAUUGAGGCUGAAGGCGAAGCAAAGACACAGAGAAAAGCAGAGGUGCGUCGUGUGCAGGGUCUCGUUGAUAAGUUGGAUUCUCUGAAGGCUAGAAACUCCAACCCUUCCGGCCAAAGUGGUAGUGCUGCCACAGGAACAACUCAUUGGGAGACCUUUGAUACUGGAACACAAGACUCGAAAGACCCAGCCUCAGCCACAACACCGUCUUCGACAAAAGUAUCUCAAGAUUGGGAGCGGUUUGAUUAG